Molecule: messenger RNA, 769 nt
Organism: Rhopalosiphum maidis (corn leaf aphid)
Lineage: Eukaryota; Metazoa; Arthropoda; Insecta; Hemiptera; Aphididae
Product: ejaculatory bulb-specific protein 3-like
Exons: 2
Coding region: 189-686 (165 amino acids)
Source: RefSeq, a predicted model, not a curated record
UAAGUGCGAAUCGGUUGAACUAUUCCAUCGGUCGAUCCGUUACUUUUACACUAAAUCCCAUGUUAAACAGUCGUUAGAACUUAAUACAAACACACAUAGAAUUAAUAAAAUAAAAAUAAAAAUAUAUUAAUAAACAAUUGUGUUUAUUUAUUUGGUUUUAUAGACUAUUUAAUGUAAGUACAGCACACAUGAAUUUGUUUACGAUUUUUUGUUAUUUAACUGUGAUGUGCGACACUCAAGUCAAGCCGGCUGCGAGCGCACAAAGAUUGCAGAGCGUGAAUCAAAAUGUGACACCAAUCAACGAUGGACGUAAAACUAUCAGAGAAACGUCAACAUAUUCAACUCGAUACGAUUAUAUUGAUAUUGAAGCUGUUAUGAACAAUGAACGAAUUAUAAAAGUUCUCUUCAAUUGUGUUAUGAGCCGAGGACCGUGUACCAGAGAGGGUUUGGAGCUCAAAAGGAUUGUUCCGGAUGCAAUACAAACAGAAUGUGCUAAAUGUAACGAAAGACAAAGAAAACAAGCAGGAAAAGUUUUAGCUCAUUUACUACAGUAUAAACCAGAAUACUGGAAAAUGCUGUUGCAAAAAUUUGAUCCAAAUAAUGUAUACUUAAAAAAGUAUAUGGCAGACAAUGAUGAUGACGAAAAAUUAUCUCUUCAAAAGCUUAGCAACGAUACUACUAAAUAAUGAAAACUAAAUUUUUAGUUAUAUAUUUUAUUAAUAUAAAAUAACUAAUUUUGUAUUUUCUUCUGAAUAUGUAUAUAUAUAUA